Nyctereutes procyonoides (raccoon dog) is the source of this 1170-nucleotide messenger RNA. Its product is annotated as pepsin B. Lineage: Eukaryota; Metazoa; Chordata; Mammalia; Carnivora; Canidae. The coding region runs from base 1 to 1170 and encodes 389 amino acids. Gene Ontology annotation, molecular function: aspartic-type endopeptidase activity. The transcript has 10 exons. The record is from RefSeq and is a predicted model, not a curated record. Gene Ontology annotation, biological process: proteolysis.
AUGAAGAUCCUGGUCUUGGUUUUGGUUUGCCUACACCUCUCAGAGGGUGUGGAAAGAAUUAUCCUGAAGAAAGGCAAGUCCAUCCGCCAGGUGAUGGAAGAGCGGGGUGUCCUAGAGACAUUCCUGAGGAACCACCCAAAGGUUGACCCAGCUGCCAAGUAUCUUUUCAAUAAUGAUGCUGUUGCUUAUGAGCCCUUCACCAACUACCUGGAUUCCUACUACUUUGGAGAGAUCAGCAUUGGGACACCACCACAAAAUUUCCUGGUCCUCUUUGAUACGGGCUCCUCCAACCUGUGGGUGCCCUCCACCUACUGCCAGAGCCAGGCCUGCUCCAAUCACAACAGGUUCAACCCCAGCAGAUCCUCCACCUACCAAAGCAGCGAGCAAACCUAUACACUGGCCUAUGGUUUUGGCAGCCUGACUGUGCUCCUGGGAUAUGACACUGUGACUGUUCAGAACAUUGUCAUCCAUAACCAGCUAUUUGGCAUGAGUGAGAAUGAACCCAACUACCCAUUUUACUAUUCAUAUUUUGAUGGUAUCCUGGGAAUGGCCUACUCCAACCUGGCAGUAGAUAAUGGCCCAACAGUCCUGCAGAACAUGAUGCAGCAGGGCCAGCUCACCCAGCCCAUCUUCAGUUUCUAUUUCUCUCGCCAGCCAGGCACUUAUGGUGGAGAGCUCAUCCUGGGAGGUGUGGACACACAGUUUUAUUCUGGUGAGAUCGUCUGGGCUCCAGUCACUCGGGAAAUGUACUGGCAGGUUGCCAUCGAUGAGUUUCUCAUCGGUAACCAGGCCACUGGCUUGUGCUCUCAGGGCUGUCAAGGCAUCGUGGAUACAGGAACCUUCCCACUGACUGUUCCUCAGCAGUACUUGGACACCUUUGUGAAGGCAACAGGAGCCCAGCAAGAUCAAAGUGGCAAUUUUGUGGUCAACUGCAACUCCAUACAGAGCAUGCCCACCAUCACCUUUGUCAUCAGCGGGUCACCUUUACCUCUGCCUCCAUCUACCUAUGUUCUUAAUAACAAUGGCUACUGCACACUUGGGAUUGAGGUCACUUACCUGCCCUCCCCCAAUGGGCAGCCUCUGUGGAUUCUGGGAGAUGUCUUCCUCAGGGAAUAUUACACAGUCUAUGAUAUGGCUGCCAACAGAGUGGGUUUUUCGUUCUCUUCCUAG